This is a messenger RNA of Diaporthe citri, 1131 nucleotides long. RefSeq lists its product as uncharacterized. Gene Ontology annotation, biological process: nuclear-transcribed mRNA catabolic process; NAD-cap decapping. Gene Ontology annotation, molecular function: mRNA 5'-diphosphatase activity. The record is from RefSeq and is a predicted model, not a curated record. The coding region runs from base 1 to 1131 and encodes 376 amino acids. Gene Ontology annotation, cellular component: cytosol; nucleus. The transcript is spliced from 8 exons. Lineage: Eukaryota; Fungi; Ascomycota; Sordariomycetes; Diaporthales; Diaporthaceae.
AUGGAUCAAACCUUCUCAAUACAGCCCAUUGGCCGGUUCGCCCGCCAGAGCGAGCCGGAGUUUGCAUGCUUCUCAUACGACGAUGAGCAUAAGUACCACUACGGGGAUCGGUCCUUGAGAUGGUAUUAUACACCACAGCUGGGGGCGGAUCUAUCUCAGGGCUUCGAGACGUUCGUCAAGCACGACGACAGCGUCGCCGAGCACCUGGAUAGUCUGCUGAGGACCAUAAUGCACCACGAACAGGAAACCAAGAAGAAGAUCGAUGCCAACGUCGUGACGUGGCGUGGAGUUCUCACCAAAAUAAUGUCAAGCCCAUUCGACGACCGUGACGGGUUCGAGCUAAACGCUACAUUAUACCAAGACUGCAUCUUCAUCGAGGAGAACCACGCGUACCGAAUGCGCUCGCAGGCCGAACAGGCGGCCCAGCCGUGGCGUGGGCCGAUCCCCCAGGAGGUCAUGCAGUUCUGGGGGUACAAGUUCGAGACGCUGGCGACGCUGCCCGCCCCGUGGGGCGAGACCAGCCGCGAGUACAUAGAGGGUCGCGAGCGUGAGGUCGUCAACAACAAGGCGCAGUACUGCUCCGUGGUCCGGACCGGCCUGGGCAAGACGGUGCUGUGCCUCGGCGGCGAGGUCGAUGCUGUCUGGGACUCCAAGCCCCCCAAGGCCGGCGACCCCAUCAACUGGGUGGAGCUCAAGACGUCGGCCGAGAUGCGCAACGACCGCGACCGCGACAACUUCGAGCGCAAGCUGCUCAAGUUCUGGAUCCAGUCGUUCCUGCUGGGCGUGCCCCGGAUCAUCGUCGGCUUCCGCUCGCGCGACGGCAUCCUGCAGCGGGUCGAGGACAUGGACGUGGCCUCGAUCCCGGACACGGUCGCGCGGCGCGGAAGGCAGUGGGACGGCAACAUUUGCACCAACUUCGCGGCUUCUUUUCUCGAGUGGCUGAGGACCAAGAUCGACGACGAGGGCGUAUGGAGGAUCCGCCGGCGUGCGAGGGACACCCACAUUGAGGUGUACAAGACGAAUGAGACAACGGGUCACGGGCGGAUACUAACCGACGAGUUCAUCAAUCACCGCAUCAAGCUCGCCCUGCCACCCGCCCCGGAUGAUGAUGACGGCGCGGAUCCGUCUUGA